AUGCCGAAGCACUACAGGCCCGCCGGAAAGAAAAAGGAAGGUAACGCCGCUAAGUAUGUGACGAGGUCUCAAGCGGUGAAAUACCUCCAAGUCACCCUUCCUGUUUUCAGGAAAUUAUGCAUCCUCAAAGGUGUUUUCCCUCGGGAACCGAAGAAGAAGGUGAAGGGAAAUCACCAUUCUUAUUAUCACAUGAAAGAUAUAAUGUUCCUUAAACAUGAGCCAAUACUAGAGAGAUUAAGGGACAUCCGAGCUUAUGAGAAGAAGGUGAAGAAGGCCAUGUCAAAGAAGAAUAGGGAUCUCGCCGAACGAUUGUUGACACGCAAACCUACAUACACUCUUGACAUGCUCAUUAAAGAGAGGUAUCCCAAGUUCAUUGAUGCACUGAGGGAUCUUGAUGACUGUCUGAGUAUGGUACACCUAUUUGCAGCAUUGCCUGCUGUGGAUAGGGCUGUUGAUGGAGAGAAGAUACCUGUAAGCCGUGUCCAUAAUUGCAGAAGGUUGAGUCAUGAGUGGCAGGCUUAUAUUUCCCGCACGCAUAAACUAAGGAAGACCUUCAUUUCUGUAAAAGGAAUUUAUUAUCAAGCUGAGGUUGAGGGGCAAAAAAUUACUUGGUUAACUCCACAUGCACUGCAACAAGUUCUGCCUGAAGUGGAUUAUAGAGUUCUGCUAACUUUUUUGGAAUUCUAUGAGACUCUUCUUGCAUUUGUUAAUUACAAACUUUAUCAGUCAAUAAAUGUGAAGUAUCCACCCAUUUUGGACCCUCGACUUGAAGCUCUGGCUGCUGAUCUUUAUGCCUUGUCAAGAUACUUUGAUGCUCAUGCUCAAAGUUCCUCUAUGCAAAUGGAUACUUCAUCUGGAUCUGAGCAGACCAACCAGCUUGAGGGGACAAAACCUGAUGAAUCUGAACUCAGGCUUGCCCAGCUUCAGCAACAGCUUCCUUCCAAUGAAGCUGGUGCUUUGAUGCACCUUGUUGAAGAUGUCGCUAAUGAGGAUGAGGAAGAUGCUGAAACACAGGAAUGCAAAAAUCUCUUCAGGAACAUGAAAUUUUUCUUGAGUCGUGAGGUUCCUAGAGAGUCAUUACUGUUCAUCAUUCCUGCUUUCGGCGGUACAGUUUCUUGGGAAGGUGAAGGUGCACCAUUUGAGGAGUCUGACCAUAGUAUCACUCAUCAGAUUGUUGAUAGACCAUCUCAGGGACGCAAAUUCCUUUCCAGAGAAUAUUUGCAGCCUCAGUGGGUUUAUGAUUGUGUCAAUGCACGCAUUAUAUUGCCCACCGAAAAAUAUAUGGUUGGAUGUGUUCCUCCGCCACAUUUAUCCCCAUUUGUAGACAAUGAAGCAGAAGGUCAUGUUCCUGAGUAUGCAGAAGCUAUUGAGCGACUGAAGAAUGCUCAAAGAAACGAUAUCCUACCGUUGCCUGGCACGGGAAAAGAAGAUUUGGAUGACCCUCACAGUUUACUUAGCAUUAGUGACCGGAAAGAAGCUAUUGAUGCUGCUGAGAGAAAACAGAAGAAGCAGUAUCACGAGGAGCUCAAACGAGAGCUCCAAGGUGAACAGUAUUCAUCUCUCCCCAGUGGCAUUGAAGCCGAGGGUUAUACCGAAAUCGACACAGCCCCCGAUUUGAUUCAAAUGGCCGAGGAUGCUUCUAGUAUGUCAAAGAUUGGAAUGUCACGCAAAAGGGCUCGACUUUUAGAAGCCAUGGAGGUAAUAAUUCGAAAUUAUUUUAUGUUGGAUAUUUUGAAAAUCUGCUCACUUAUCCGAGAUCUCUAUCUUCAGGCUAUGAGAGAAGCUUUGGACUCCAGACAGUCAACAGAUGAUGGAGAUGCAAACAUGUCAUUUGCACAACCAUCUUCACAUCAUGAGGCUGAUGACAACAAUAUACCUGCAAGAGAUAAUGAGUCAGAAUAUGAAGAUUCUGAAGGGAAUGUCAACACUGACUCAUCUAGUGGUGAUGAUGAUGAUGAAGCAAGGCCUAAGAAGAAAAAAAUAGUUUAUGAUGGAAAAGGAGAUCUGCAGACCUUCCAAUUUCAGCUUGGGAUGAGAUUUGAAACCAUUGGGCAAUGUAGGAAGGCAGUUCAGAAUUAUGCAAUUUAUAAUGGCUGCAACAUAAGUUUUGUCAGAAGUAGUUCAAGUCAGAUUGAAGCUAGGUGUGAAGUUGGUUGUCCAUGGAGGCUUUAUGCUAGUCUGAUAAAAGGUGAAGGUAGUGUGGCUGUGAAGACCUUUGUUAGUAGCCACAGCUGCCAUAGGGACUUGAACACUAAACAAGCAACUGCUUCUUGGGUUGCUGGGGAAUAUCUACCUAUGAUUAGAAAGAAGCCUAAGAUGAAAAUUUCUGACUUAGAGGAUUCUAUCAGUGAAAAAUAUGGUGUGCAACCCUCUAGGUGGAAACUGUACAAAGCAAAAACUAAGGCUCUUAAACUGCUUAGAGGUACAGAGGAGGAGCACUAUGGAAAACUUAGGAAGUACAUUGCAGAGCUUCAAAGGGUUGAUAGAAAUGGCACAUUUCAGCUGAAAUUGGAGAGUGGCAGUGUAUUCAAAUGUUUUUAUGUAGGUUUUAGUGCACUAAGACACGGUUUCUUGCAAGGCUGUAGGCCAAUUAUUGGCCUUGAUGGGGCUUUCUUGAAGACCUUUUUAGGAGGUGUAUUAUUGUGUGCUGUUGGGAAGGAUGGGAACAACCAGAUAUUUCCAUUGGCAUGGGCAGUUGUGGAUUCUGAGAAUGAAAGCAAUUGGAAAUGGUUUCUAGACAUACUUUUUCAAGAUUUGGGGAUAUCAGAUGGACUUGGAUGGACAUUUAUCAGUGAUCAGCAAAAG
Molecule: messenger RNA, 2805 nt
Organism: Striga hermonthica
Lineage: Eukaryota; Viridiplantae; Streptophyta; Magnoliopsida; Lamiales; Orobanchaceae
Source: the annotation of a GenBank genome assembly